AUGUCUAUACUGCUCACAAUGGCUGGUGGUGCAGCUGGAACUGCAACAGAUAUAUCGUUAUUUCCUCUGGACACGAUAAAGACGCGUCUGCAGAGCAGUCAGGGAUUCUGGAAGUCGGGUGGCUUUAAACGAUUGUAUGCCGGUCUCGGACCAGCUGCACUCGGCUCUCUCCCUACAGCAUCAGCAUUCUUCUGCACGUAUGAAACGGUGAAAGCAUUGUCGAGUCUCGUUUUGCCGGAACGGUAUAUGGCCAUGGGUCACUCAUCUGCAGCGUCUUGCGGUGAAGUGGUUGCCUGUCUCAUCAGGGUUCCAGUUGAGGUGGUGAAGCAAAGGGCCCAAGCUCUGCACAUACCUAGCAUGCAAAUACUGAGAGCAACUCUCAGAAAUGAGGGAUUCGGAGGUUUGUAUCGAGGUUAUUGGAGCACCGUCAUACGAGAGGUACCCUUCUCUUUCAUACAGUUCCCUAUCUGGGAGCUAAUGAAGGUAGAGUGGGCGGCGUACCAGGGCAGUGAGGUGACACCAUGGGAGUCGGCCGUGUGUGGGUCACUGUCUGGCGGUAUCUCGGCUGCGGUGACCACGCCGCUGGACGUCGUGAAGACUCGCAUCAUGCUGGCUGAGGAAGGCACAUUUCUUGCCUCCGCUAGAAUCGACCAGGCGAUGGUUUAUGUGUAUAAACAGAGCGGCGGACAAGGGCUGUUUGCUGGCCUCACGCCACGUAUGAUGUGGAUGUCAAUAGGGGGAGCCAUCUUUCUGGGUGUGUACGAUCUCGUGAAGCAGGAGAUAAAGCAGCACACGGGAGCUGGGAGGAGGAGGGAAGGAAAGCACAGUAGUGGGGAUGAAACCAGCAGCAGCUGACCGUAGCAGCUGACAGCUGCAGUAGAUAGCUAGACCUGUGAUGGAUGUCAACCAGCUCGCCUAUACGAUUCUCUGAUUGACCGCCAAUUCUACAAGUCUUCCUCCUCCUUCUUCUUCCCCUCUUCCACUUCCAUCUUCUCCUCCACCUUCC
Molecule: messenger RNA, 1006 nt
Organism: Priapulus caudatus
Lineage: Eukaryota; Metazoa; Priapulida; Priapulimorpha; Priapulimorphida; Priapulidae
Product: S-adenosylmethionine mitochondrial carrier protein-like
Exons: 9
Coding region: 1-855 (284 amino acids)
Cellular component (GO): mitochondrial inner membrane
Molecular function (GO): S-adenosyl-L-methionine transmembrane transporter activity
Source: RefSeq, a predicted model, not a curated record